CCUGAAGCCGCCGACUUUAACGAUAUUGAUGAUGUAAGACGACUUAAACCUGGAUACCUGGAGGCAACUGUUGACUGGUUCAAAAGAUACAAAGUCCCAGAUGGGAAACCUGAAAACCAGUUUGCUUUCAACGGAGAGUUCAAGGACAGGGACUUUGCCAUUAAAACAGUCAAGGACACCCAUGAGUUUUGGAAGGCAUUGAUUUCGAAGAAGACUGAUGCUGGCGAGUUAAAUUGCAUGAACACCAGCGUCUCAGACAGUCCGUUCUGCUGCUCUGCUGGGGACGCAGAGGCCGUGGUUACGUCUGCGUGUGCUUUUGGAGCUGAAGAUCCCAUUCCAAGCUCAGUCGACAAAUGGUUCUACUACGAGAAGUGA
Molecule: messenger RNA, 375 nt
Organism: Plectropomus leopardus (leopard coralgrouper)
Lineage: Eukaryota; Metazoa; Chordata; Actinopteri; Perciformes; Serranidae
Source: RefSeq, a predicted model, not a curated record